UUUCUUAGUUUUUGCUAACGGCAAAAACAUCUAGUUAGCUAUCAAGAAUUGAAUAUGUUUCAAAGCAGCACGGAGGAGGUGACCACGGGCGGCGGAGGCACACCUGAAUCAGGACAAAGCUCUGGCGUGUCUCCGUUGGGUCGAGGUAGGCAUGAUGUGCCGGUCUCCAUGGACCCCGGGUCAUCCUCAUCCUCAUCACGCCAGAGUUCAGGGGCGCCAAACACAAGUUCUCGCCGCGCUUCAUCACCUGCGUCCGGUCCAUCUCAGCAUCUUUUUAGAUUGGGUCAGGCUGGUCACUUCAUCCCUCCAUCUACCACUGGCAGCUCUUUCAGGGGAACCCCACGAUUCAGGAAGACCCCAGGUUCUGGUGGCCCAGGGGCCCAUUCUGCACGAACCCCGCUUACUGAGCAUACCGGAACGACCUGCUCUUCUGCUGCCUCCACCAGCUGUGCCUCGGUGAUUGUUGCUGUGGUGGAAGGCCGGGGUUUGGCCAGGGGAGAGAUCGGUAUGGCCAGCCUCAACUUAAAAUGCCCCGAGCUUGUCCUCUCUCAGUUUGCAGACACAGGGACCUAUGCUAAGGUAAUCACCAAGCUUCAUAUCCUGGUGCCGUUGGAGAUACUGAUGCCAGACACAGCCAGCGAGAAGGGUAAAGGGACCAAGCUGUUCAGCCUCAUCACAGAGAACUUCCAGACGGUUGCUUUUACUGCAAUCCAAAGGAAGUACUUCAACGAGAGGAAGGGACUGGAGUACCUUCAACAGCUGUGCGCUCCAGAGUUUGGGACAGUCGUCAUGGAAGUGCAGGCUAAGUAUUAUUGCUUGGCGGCUGCGGCCUCAUUGCUGAAAUACUUAGAGUUCAUCCAGAACUCCAUUUAUGCUCCGAAGUCGCUUAAAGUCAUCUUUAAAGGGAGUGAACAGACCGCCAUGAUCGACUCAGCGUCUGCCACUAACUUGGAGUUGGUGGUGAACAACAGGGACCGCAGGAGCGAACACACUCUUUUUGGAGUGCUCAACUAUACAAAGACUAUGGGUGGUGGUCGAAGGCUGCGCUCCAACAUCCUGGAGCCGCUGCUUGAUGUGGAUACCAUCAGCCUCCGCCUGGACGCCAUACAGGAGCUGCUGCAGGAGGAGGAGCUGUUCUACGGCCUGAGAAAUGCAAUAGGUCAUUUCCUCGACAUAGAUCAACUGCUCUCGGUCCUUGUCCAGAUUCCAAAGCAGGAAACGGUACAAGUUGCUGAGGCCAAAAUCACACACGCCAUUCAGUUGAAACACACACUGGAUUUAGUGCCAUCCCUAAGGAUGGUGUUAGGGAAGUGCACCACUGCUCUGCUGAAGGCUUACAGCACCUCGCUAGAGGAUAACAGGUUUGACACAAUCCUGGAGCAGAUCAAGACAGUAAUUAACGAUGACACCACCUACAUGAAGGGCAGCCUCAGCAUGCGCACUCAAAAGUGCUACGCUGUGCGGCCCAACAUCAACCAGUUCCUGGACAUUGCCCGACGGGCGUACACUGAGAUAGUGGAUGACAUUGCCGGGCUGGUUGACCAGCUGGGGGAGAGGCAUGGCCUGCCCAUGCGUACCAGCUUCAGCACGGCCAGAGGUUUCUUUAUCCAGAUGAAGCUUGAAGGGGCAGCCUUUCCAGACGGAAAGCUCCCAGCCGAGUUCCUCAAGGUAACCAAGCAGAAGAACAGCUACAGCUUCACUACUGCAGAUCUGAUGAAGAUGAACUACCGCUGUGAUGAGGCCCUGAGGGAGAUCUUCCACAUGUCCUAUGUGGUAAUAUGCCAACUGCUGAGUAUUGUCCAUGAGCACAUCCACUGCCUCUACAAGCUCUCAGAAGCGGUCUCAAUGUUGGACAUGUUGGUGUCGCUUGCUAAUGCAUGCACAAUGUCAGAAUAUGUGCGUCCAGAGUUUACAGACACACUGGCCAUCAAACAGGGCCGCCAUCCCAUUCUGGAGCGCAUCGCCGGCCGGCAGCCCGUGUCCAACAACAGCUACAUCUCAGACGGAGCCAACUUUGUCAUUGUCACUGGACCCAACAUGAGUGGAAAAUCCACUUACCUCAAACAGGUGGCGCUGUGUCAGAUCAUGGCUCAGAUAGGCUCCUUCGUUCCUGCAGAAUAUGCCUCGUUCCGCAUCGCUGAUCAGAUUUUCACCAGAAUCGGGGUGGAUGAUGAUUUUGAGACCAACUCUUCCACCUUUAUGGUGGAAAUGAAGGAGGUCUCCUAUAUAAUCCACAAUGUAAGCAGUAGAUCUUUAAUCAUCAUCGAUGAGUUGGGGCGUGGCACCAGUGCAGAGGAGGGUAUUGGCAUCUGCCACUCGGUGUGCGAGUUCCUUCUGAGCCUAAAGGCAUUCACUUUGUUUGCAACACACUUCCUGGAGCUCUGCCAGCUAGAGGCUCUCUAUCCCAACGUGGAGAACCAGCACAUGGAGGUGCAACACUCGCGCGGGGAGGCCGGCGCAGAGACAGUGGUCUUUACCCACGUGCUGUGUCGAGGACGCUCGGAGGAAAGACAAUACGGUUUGAGAGCAGCAGAGAUGACUGCCCUGCCACAAAGCAUUAUCCAAAAUGCAAAGGCCAUUUCCUCAAGGGUCAGCCAGCAUCUUUUGGCCAAACAGCAGAGUGAUCCAGAAACACAACAGCAGAGAGCAGUGCACCACCUGGCCACUCGCCUCUUGCAGACUGCUAGGAACUCUAAACUGGACCAAGACAGCCUGAGAAUCUAUCUGAAAGGCCUGAAGAAGAACUAUGAGGCAUCUAUACAGGCAACAAUGCAGGCAGGGGAUGUAGAGGAAGAAUAAGUGGUUUGAUUGUCCUUUGGGGUCACAUAUAACUCUAAGAGGGAUAGAGGCGUUUCAGAAUGAUGAAAAUGUUGUUAUGAAUAUAUUUAUG
Gadus chalcogrammus (walleye pollock) is the source of this 2890-nucleotide messenger RNA. RefSeq names its product mutS homolog 4 (gene msh4). The transcript has 20 exons. Gene Ontology annotation, molecular function: ATP-dependent DNA damage sensor activity; ATP binding; mismatched DNA binding. Lineage: Eukaryota; Metazoa; Chordata; Actinopteri; Gadiformes; Gadidae. Gene Ontology annotation, cellular component: nucleus. Gene Ontology annotation, biological process: reciprocal meiotic recombination; mismatch repair. The record is from RefSeq and is a predicted model, not a curated record. The coding region runs from base 55 to 2799 and encodes 914 amino acids.